This is a messenger RNA of Arachis duranensis, 2425 nucleotides long. RefSeq names its product pentatricopeptide repeat-containing protein At3g16010. The transcript is spliced from 3 exons. NCBI's taxonomy places the organism in Eukaryota, Viridiplantae, Streptophyta, Magnoliopsida, Fabales, Fabaceae. Gene Ontology annotation, molecular function: protein binding. The record is from RefSeq and is a predicted model, not a curated record. The coding region runs from base 333 to 2156 and encodes 607 amino acids.
UCGUUAGCCAGCUGCUGCUCCUGCCUCCGGUCUGCUUAUUCCCGCCAUAGCUACUGGAGGAGCUCGUGUCCGAUUCGAUUGUCUGUCUCUACCAUCGCCAUUUCAAUUUGCAGAUUCUUAAUUCUGAAUGCAAAUGCCUCAGCAGCUAUGCUUGAAUUUGCCAAGAUUUUCGCAGCUGUUCCAGAUUCCAGUAAUCAAGUUUCCCCUGUAAUCCCUAAUAAGUGAUGCCGAUGCUGCAAUUCCUGUUCUUCCAUCAUACGCUGCGUCAACAUUAACCCUUACUCAAUCUUUAGGCGGCGCUUUCCAGGUUCAUAUUAUCUUCGGUAGCAGCAAUGCUCUCUGGAUCUCUUGCCACAACAAGGAAGAUAUCAACUUGGCCUCCGUUCUCUCAGAGAAUAAAGCAAACAGAAAAUGAGAUUGUCCAGAUGUUUCGUUUGCCUAAUUCCCGAGAAGAAAAGCUUAGCUUUCCCAUGGAAGGAGGAUGUGAUUCGAGGAAUGGCCAUAACGCUCGCAUAUUGGAUGAGAGAUUCAUUAGGAUCUUGAAAAUAUUUAAAUGGGGACCCGAUGCAGAAAAGGCAUUGGAAGUGCUGAAAAUGAAGGUCAAUGCUCGCUUGGUUCGUGAGGUUCUGAAGGUAGAUGUUGAGGUAAAUGUUAAGAUUCAGUUCUUUAAGUGGGCUGGGAAGAGAAGGAACUUUGAACAUGAUUCAACCACUUACAUGGCUUUGAUACGCUGCUUGGAUGAACACGGAUUCACUGGUGAACUGUGGAAGACUAUACAAGACAUGAUUAAAAGUUCAUGUCCAAUCAGACCUACAGCAAGCACUUACAACUCCGUUAUCUUGAUGUUGAUUCAAGAGGGGCAUCACGAGAAAGUGCAUGAGCUGUAUAAUGAAAUGUGCAGUGAGGGUCACUGCUUCCCUGAUACUAUUACAUAUAACGCACUUAUAUCAGCAUUUGCAAAGCUAAAUCGCGGUGACUCUGCUGUUAGAUUAUUUGAUGAGAUGAAGGAGAAUGGAUUGCAACCAACUGAAAAAAUUUAUACAACUUUGAUGGGGAUAUACUUUAAGUCAGGUAAGGUUGAUGAAGCUUUGGGCCUGGUCCUGGAGAUGAGAACACAACGUUGUUCCCCAACUGUUUUUACUUAUACAGAACUCAUAAGAGGAUUGGGGAAAUCUGGGAGGGUUGAUGACGCAUACAGCGUAUACAAGAAUAUGCUGAAAGAUAGUUGUAGACCUGAUGUUGUUUUGAUGAAUAAUUUGAUUAACAUCCUGGGCAGAUCAAAUCGCUUAAAGGAUGCUAUUAAGCUUUUUGAGGACAUGAAAUUGCUGGAUUGCACCCCAAAUGUUGUGACAUAUAAUACCAUUAUUAAAUCAUUAUUUGAUGCCAGGGCUCCACCCUCCGAGGCUUCUUUGUGGCUUGAGAGGAUGAAAAAAGAGGGAGUAGUCCCAAGUUCAUUUACCUAUUCAAUUCUCAUCGACGGUUUCUGCAAAACAAAUCAACUGGAGAAGGCUUUGUUGCUUCUUGAGGAGAUGGAUGAAAAAGGGUUCCCACCCUGUCCUGCUGCCUACUGCAGCCUGAUCAAUAGCCUUGGAAAAGCAAAACGCUAUGAGGCCGCAAAUGAACUGUUCCAGGAAUUGAAAGAGAACUGCGGACGUUCAAGUGCUCGUGUCUAUGCUGUGAUGAUUAAACAUUUCGGAAAAUGCGGUCGACUCAACGAAGCCAUCAAUCUCUUUAACGAGAUGAAAAAACUCGGAUGCGCUCCAGAUGUUUAUGCUUAUAAUGCUCUCAUGUCUGGGAUGGUGAGAGUAGACAUGAUGGAUGAAGCUCUUUCUCUCUUUAGGGCCAUGGAAGAACAUGGUUGCACCCCGGAUGUAAAUUCGCAUAAUAUAAUCUUAAAUGGCUUAGCUAGAACAGGUGGCCCAAAGCGCGCAAUGGAAAUGCUUAACAAAAUGAAGGCUUCUGCUACUAAUAAGCCAGAUGCAGUUUCUUACAACACCGUUCUUGGUUGUCUCAGCAGAGCAGGUCAGUUUGAAGAAGCUGCAAAACUUAUGAAAGAAAUGAGUUCACUUGGAUUUCAGUAUGACCUUAUCACUUACUCAUCAAUACUUGAGGCAGUUGGUAAGGUUGAUGAAGAUUCCAAUAUACUAGACUCUUGAAAUCAACCUGCUAUAACAUUUGUUGUAAUUUAUUUUAUAUUAUAUAUACACACCUUGCAUAAGAGAAAAUGUCUUGCAGCUUUAGCUAAGUCUUACCUACUUUAUUCAAGGUUUUAAGUUCUCUUGCUUCGGUAAAUAUAUUGCUCCUCCUUCUUAACCCGUAGUCUGUGAUGUUUAAAACCAUUUGAUAAAUGAAUUUGAUUCAAUUGAACUGGAGUUGGAUCCUUUUUUUUCUUGGAUAAUGGUUAUCAAUGAUGUUUACUUCUCAA